UUCAUUUUCUCCCUAUUUUUUCCCUUUCAUCUCCCCUUCUAUCAAUGGUGAUCCAGUGGGGUAGGGGGACUCGAGUCCCCCCAGCAACCACGCUGGAUCCGCCCCUGCAAGUCGGCGAUAGGAGCAUUGGUGCCUGUGCAUGACCUUCGACAGAUUAAUCGACGACGUUUCUCAUUCAUGGUACUCUCUCUCCGCCACAUAGAUAUAAAAUCCAAAUUAGCCGGUAAUUUCACGUUAUUGUACUUGCCCUAAGGCAAGUGCUUCUCUCACUCUCAGUUAGCCUUAGAAAAGACAGCAAAACAUGCCGGCCUGGACAUGGAAACAACGUUAGCCACAUGACGGUCGCACACUAACUGUCAUCUUGGAGACCUGGACUAACAGGUAAAGGUUAUAUUGAUGAUUGAACGCAACAUAUUGAGGAAAUACUAACAAAUAUAAAAAUUUAAUGAUGUACAGGCCAGCCUUUUCCCUUUUCUUUUUAAUUAAAACCUACUGUUUUUCCUAUGUAAUUAACCUACAUAUAUUACCUUGAGAACCACCCACCCAAGUGGUUAUGUGUAGUGGCAAACCAAUACAGAGAUGGCAUCCACACUACCACAGCUUCUCCUCAUACUGCUGCUACUCACAUUGUACUGCUCCAUCCAAACUGUUGCCAACACCACCAUCCCAGUUCAUUGCCAUCCUCACCAAGCUGAAGCGCUUCUCCAGCUGAAGAGCUCCUUCAUUAAUCCAAACCUCUCGUCAUGGAAACUGAACACCGACUGUUGCCACUGGGAGGGUGUCACCUGCGACACAUCCUCUGGGCAGGUAACAGCGUUGGACCUCAGUUACUAUAAUCUCCAGAGCCCCGGUGGCCUAGACCCAGCGGUCUUCAACCUCACCACUCUGAGAAACCUCAGCCUUGCUGGUAACGAUUUCAACCGGACCGUUCUUCCUAGUUUCGGGUUUCAGCGGCUCACCAAACUCCUCAGGCUCGAUUUGUCAGAAGCAGGCUUCUUUGGUCAGAUACCCAUUGGAAUUGCACAUCUCAAGAAUUUGCGUGCUCUUGAUCUUUCCUUCAAUUAUCUGUUUUUUCAAGAACCGAGUUUUCAAACCAUUGUAGCAAACCUGAGCAAUUUGAGAGAGCUCUAUCUUGAUCAAGUGCGCAUUACUAGUGAACCAACCUGGUCCGUUGCUUUAGCACACUCUCUCCCUCUGCUGCAGAAUCUUAGUUUGUCCCAAUGUGACCUAGGUGGAACUAUUCAUCGUUCAUUUUCCCAACUCCGCUCUCUAGUGGUGAUCAACCUCAACUACAAUGGAAUUUCUGGAAGGGUUCCUGAGUUCUUUGCAGACUUCUUUUUCUUGAGUGACCUUGCUCUCUCGAACAAUAAUUUUGAAGGGCAAUUUCCCACAAAGAUAUUCCAGGUAGAAAAUUUGAGGUCUCUUGAUGUAUCUUUCAAUCCUACUCUUUUUGUCCAACUUCCGGAUUUCCCACCUGGAAAAUAUUUGGAAUCACUAAAUCUUCAGAGGACAAACUUUUCUGGUAACAUGCCAGCCUCGUUUAUCCACCUCAAAUCAUUGAAAUUUUUGGGCCUUAGCAACGUAGGAUCUCCCAAGCAGGUUGCUACUUUCAUACCUAGCCUUCCAUCUCUAGAUACAUUAUGGCUCUCUGGAUCAGGCAUAGAGAAGCCACUGUUAUCUUGGAUUGGAACAAUUAAACUGAGAGACUUGAUGCUCGAAGGCUAUAAUUUCUCCAGUCCAAUACCCCCUUGGAUCAGAAACUGUACAAGUUUGGAAUCUUUAGUGCUCUUUAAUUGCAGCUUCUAUGGGCCAAUACCAUCAUGGAUUGGGAACUUGACUAAGCUUAUCUAUUUGGAACUUUCACUUAACAGCCUCAGCGGUAAGAACACACAUUUGAGUACAUAUAUCAGGACUUCUGACAUUCUGUGCUUUUCUUUUUUGAACAAACUUUGACUGUUGUUCUCUCUCUGUCCCUCAUCCACACAGG
Oryza sativa Japonica Group (Japanese rice) is the source of this 1987-nucleotide messenger RNA. NCBI's taxonomy places the organism in Eukaryota, Viridiplantae, Streptophyta, Magnoliopsida, Poales, Poaceae. The record is from RefSeq and is a predicted model, not a curated record.